AUGGUCUUGUUUAUAGUGCGAGUUAUACAAAGCUUUAAAAAAUGCCAAAUAGAUGUGUUGCUGGCGGCUGUUCCAACUUUGCUAAUGUGGAAAAAGGGAUCGUACUCCAUGGCAUCCCUUUCUCAAACGAUGAAAGGCCAGAGGCCAAGAAAAGAAGACGAAAAUGGGUCGAUUUCGUGAAGCAGAAGAGAGCUCAAUGGGAACCCACCAGAAAUUCGGCUUUGUGCUCUCUCCACUUCAAACCAGAGGAUUUUCAAAGACUUUUCACUAUACCAGAUGCCCUGACAAAUCGCCCAAUCAUUCCUCGACUGAUAACGGAUGAUAUUGGUGUUUCAGUCUUUCCUAGCGUUCAUGCAAAGUCCUUGACUUUGACAAGUGAGGUUACGGAGGCUCAGGCGAGCCGAAAUCGAAGAAUGUCCCUGAAAAACGCAAAAACGCGAAUGGCAUCACUCGAAGAGGAACGUCAGGAUGGAGAUACAUGUAAUAACGAGGUGGAACGCCUGGAUGAUGCGGACACAAACAUCUUAGCCGAAGCUGAAGACGAAAGUGGAACAGAUGAGCAUCAUUUAUUAAAUACGCGAGAUAGUUUUACUCAAACUGUGGAAGAGGCAAAUGAUGAAUGCCAAAGUUGCGCCAAGCUUCAAAGUCGAAACCGGCAGCUCAGAAACCAGCUCAUAACGGUGAGGUCUAAACUCAACAAGUGUAGAACGGAGAAUAAAUCAACCAAAAGAGCUAUGAAUAACAGUCAUGAAACAGCAACACCAUCUUCACAAAAAUUUGCAAUUUUGAAUCAUGGGGUAGGGGUAGUGAGCAUAAGCUGUGGUAGUGAUGGUAUAAUUGUAAUGAUAUUGUGGUGA
Actinia tenebrosa (Australian red waratah sea anemone) is the source of this 857-nucleotide messenger RNA. RefSeq lists its product as uncharacterized. NCBI's taxonomy places the organism in Eukaryota, Metazoa, Cnidaria, Anthozoa, Actiniaria, Actiniidae. The record is from RefSeq and is a predicted model, not a curated record.